CGGGACGUUAAGCUGAACAAUUUGCCGCUCGGACAAAUGCGAAUCACAUACUUCGUUGGUAACAUCCACAACAGAACUAAAAGGCGUGUGUACAACAUUUUACAAAUAAAACCGCGCAAUUUUAGAGAUAUUCAUAAAAAAUAAAAUAAUGAUUGGUACUCAACUGCGUUACCCUAAGAAAGACUGUUAUCGUUUCUUUCUAUCGCCCUAUCGUAGUUUCUCUGUGACAAAUGCCCGAGGAUACCAACGUAAAUUGACAAAAUACAAUCAAAGCUAUAUCUGCAAUUAUACCAAAAAUUCUUUGGUAUAUCGCAACAUCGGCCAGGAAUUGGAGAGAGCUGCAGCUGAAUAUAGUUCCACAGAAGCUAUUGUCUCCUGCCAUGAAGCUGAACGAUACACGUUCAAAAGCCUCCUAGAUGAGGUCGAUCGUGUUGCUGCAGGCCUAUUAAGGCUAGGCUUAAAGAAAGGCGACCAUGUUGGCUUGUGGGGGCCCAAUAAUGUGCAUUGGUAUUUAACAUUAAUGGGAGCUAGUCGAGCUGGCCUCAUAUCAGUUGGCAUUAACCCUGCAUUUCAAGCUCCCGAACUCGAAUAUUGCCUGAAAAAGGUCAAUGUAAAGGCGCUUGUGUCACCGCUAACCCAUAAAUCUCAAAAUUUCUAUGAUAUUGUCCAUUCCAUAUGCCCGGAGUUGGGGUCAAGUGAGAAGGGUCACAUAAAGAGUACAAACUUGCCUCACCUCAAGUCACUUAUCAUCGAUACUGAUGCACCACUGAAUGGGGCAUUGACAUUCAACGACUUGCUGGAAAUGGGAAGCCAUCCGAGCAAGGAAGGUAUUACCAAGUUACAGUCAUAUAUCACUCCAGACUCACCGUGCAAUGUUCAAUUUACUUCGGGCACUACGGGACAACCGAAAGCGGCUGUUUUGUCCCACUUCAAUUUCGUCAACAAUGGCAUUCAUAUCGGCAAUCGUAAUAAACUGAACGGAGAAAGAAUUUGUGUUCAGGUCCCUCUCUUCCAUGCUUUUGGUGCCGUUGUUACCAUAAUGCCGGCGCUGUCUCAUGGCGCAACAAUGGUUCUUCCUGCUGCGGGUUUCAGUCCUGCAGACUCUUUGAAAUCAGUUGCGACUGAGAAGUGCACCAUCAUCCAUGGAACACCCACAAUGCACGUCGACGUUAUUCGAAAGCAAAAAGAAAUGAAUCUUCCACUCGAAACACUCCACAUGGCAGUGACCGGUGGAGCCACCUGUUCACCGCAACUGUUUCUAGACAUUCAAAACUACUUGGGAGUGAAAGAAAUUCGCACCAUUUAUGGUUUGACUGAAACUUCGGCGAGUGUCUUUCAGUCUCGUCCAGGCGAUUCCAUGGAUCAAGUUUUGAAUACAGUGGGGCAUGUUCAAGACGAUAUCGAAGUUAAAGUUAUAGAUUCGGAAGGAAACACUGUGCCAUUUGGUCAGGCCGGUGAAUUGUGCGUUAGGGGAUAUCUCACCAUGCUGGGCUAUCACAACGAUGAGCAAAAAACUAAAGAGAUGAUAGGUGCAGAUAAAUGGCUGCACACAGGAGAUCAAUUUGUUUUACAACCCGAUGGAUACGGACGCAUUGUAGGUCGUUUCAAGGAAAUGCUAAUCAGAGGUGGCGAGAACAUUUUCCCCAGAGAAAUCGAAGACUUUCUGAACACCCAUGAAAAUAUUAUAGAAACACAUGUUAUCGGAGUUCCUGAUGAAAGAAUGGGCGAAGAGAUUUGUGCCUUUGUGCGCUUACACGACGACACUCAGCCAAUGAAUCGGGAUGUUCUCAAACAAUUCUGCAAAGGCAAACUGUCCCACUUUAAAGUUCCUCGAUAUGUGGUAUCCGUGCAAGAGUUUCCCAAAACAACAUCGGGGAAAAUACAAAAAUUCAAAUUACUUGAACAUUUUAAAUCUAACUGUUUACGUCAAAGCCGUAAAUAUGAUCCCAAUUGGGAAUCUAAAAAUCCCCAAAUUUUUCUCACUUAG
This is a messenger RNA of Stomoxys calcitrans (stable fly), 1987 nucleotides long. RefSeq names its product medium-chain acyl-CoA ligase ACSF2, mitochondrial. The coding region runs from base 149 to 1987 and encodes 612 amino acids. The transcript has 4 exons. Lineage: Eukaryota; Metazoa; Arthropoda; Insecta; Diptera; Muscidae. Gene Ontology annotation, biological process: fatty acid metabolic process. Gene Ontology annotation, molecular function: medium-chain fatty acid-CoA ligase activity. The record is from RefSeq and is a predicted model, not a curated record.